AUGGAACUUCAGUAAUUCCUUUAAAGUUUAAAAAGUUAAUAAUAGAACUACUAGCCAGAUAUUUAACAAGUUAAAUUUUCACAAAGCUAAGCUUAAAAUGAAUAUGAUGAGCAAACUUAGAAUUAGGCUAAAGAAAUUAAAUUUAAAUUACAAAAUGGAGAAACUUAUUUUAUUGAAGUAAAAAAAAAAGAUACAUUGAAUAAUGUAUAGAUUGCUAUAUAAAAAACAACAGGAAUUCAAUAGGAAGAAUAAAUUUUAGUUUACAAAGAUCAAAUUUUAAAUCAUGAUUAGACAUUUUUGAAGUAAUUAAUAGAUUACAGCAUAUAAGUUUUUGUUUUUAUUAAAUCACAAAUAAAAAUCAAAAUUGAUAUUAAAGACUAAAAAAUGAACACUUUUAGCAUAAAUGCAGAUUUAAUCACUAAAAUAGAUUAAAUAAAAUAGCAAGCAAUUAAAAUCACUGGUCUUUAGUCAAAAAAGUACCAUUUAAAAUAUAAUAACAAAGCUUUAAUAAAUAAAGAAUUUAUUUUUUAAGUUUGCGGUACUUAAUAAUAAAAUAUAACACUUUAUUUGGUAGAAAAAGAUCCUAAAGAAAUAAUUACAAUCAAUGUUAUUAUUACUCAAGCUUAAGAAGAAAUAUUUCUCUUAGAAAAAAUUCCUAUACUAAUCUAACAACUUAAAAUUAAUGAUAAAAUUUUAAGUGAUUCUUAUGAUACAUCUACUUUAAGCGAACUUAACAUUAAAUAAUAUUCAAAUAUAUUUGUCAUAGUUGACUAAAAUGAAGGCAACUCUGCAUGUUUUGUUCAAAACACUUUAGUUACUCUAGCAAAUGGUGAGAAGAAAAAAAUAAAAGAUAUUUCUGUUGGAGAUUAAGUAAUUAGCUAUAAUUAGGAAGAUUAAAUAAUUGAGGUAGAUGUUGUGCAAGAGGUUAUGAAAUUCAAGGCUAAUAUAUUUUGCAACAUUUAAUUAGAAAAUUCAAAUAUUAUUUGUACAUUAAAUCAUCCUUUUUAUAACCCUGAACAAAAAACAUGGAAAUGUGUUUAUCCUGGUGGAAAUUCUACUUAAAAAAAUUGCUUAAGUGUUAAUGAUUCGCUAUUGUUAUAGGAUAAAUCAAUAUCUUAUAUAAAAAAUAUUGAUUUUUUUACUACUGAAGAAAAAUUUAUCACUGUUUAUCAUUUAACCAUUUAAAAAAAUCAUAAUUUUUUUGUAAAUGGAGUUCUUGCUCACAACAAGUAAUUAUAUGCCAAAGCAUUAACUGGGCAUAUUGUUAUUUUAGAUGCUGAAUCUGAUGACACAAUUUUAAACCUAAAGACUCAAAUAUAAGAUUAAAUAGGUUUUCCACCUAAUUAGUAGAGGUUUCUAUUUGCUGGUAAAAUUUUAGAAGAUGAACGUACUGUAGGUGACUAUAAUAUGAAAACAGGAUCAACAAUAAAUUUAAUUUUAAAUUUAAGAGGUGGCUGUUUUGUCUCUAACACAUAAAUAACUAUGGCAGACAAGUAAAAAAAAUUUAUAAAUGAAAUACAAGAAGGAGAUUUAGUAAGAAGCUAUAGUAUCACAGAUGAAACUUUUCAACAAAAUGCUGUUACAAGCAUUGUCAAGCACGAGGCCGAUUAAUUGUGUUAAAUAAAUUUUGGAAAGUAACAUGUGGUAUGUACAGUUAACCAUAGGUUUUAUGAUCCAGAGAGCAAAUUAUGGAAAUCAGUUUGCCCUCAUCCUGGCUCCGGUAUCAGCUUCUUAAAAAAAUACGACUACUUGCUUUCUGAAGAAGGUGAAAAAUUAUAAAUUACAGAAAUUAAAACAUUUACAACUAAAUAACCUGUGUUUAUAUAUCACAUACAAGUAGAAAAUAACCACAAUUUUUUUGCAAAUGGUGUUUUAGCCCAUAAUAUGCAAGUUAGUAUUGAGUUCUAGAAUGGUGAAAAGCUAAAAUUUAAUGUCCAACCUUCUCAUAAAAUUUUAGAUAUUAAAGAAAUGAUCUUUAAAAAGACUAACAUAAACGUAAAAGAUUAAAGUUUAAAAUUUGCUGGAAAUGAAAUGAUAAAUUAAAAAACGUUAUCUGAUUAUUCAAUUAUUGAUAGUACAGAGGAAUUCACUCUCCAUCUUGAAACAAAACUAGAUUUAAUGGCUUCUUAAAUUUGCAAAGAAAUAUAUGCUCCUAGUACUGCUUAUAAACAAGAGAUGGCAUAGUAUGCAUAACUUAGAAUUAUUACUCCAAAUUGUAAUUACUUUUUUAAUUCCAAAAAAGAUAAAAAAUUCUAAUAGCUAGAGGAAAAAAUUAAGCUAUUAAUUGAAGAAGAUUUUUUAAUGAUUUAUGGUGGAAAAAUCAUAAGAGAUAAACAUGCUUCACUUUAAGAAUUUGAAAUAAAUCAAAGCUAUGAAAUGAUAGUUAUUUCAAACUCUAAUGGUGGAGAGUAAAUUAAUUUAUUUGAUAAAAUAUAAAAUCUAAGCCAAAAUUAAUAUGACUGGACUGAUGCUAUUCUUCAAACUUAUAGUAAACAAGUAGUUAAUGAAACAUUUUAAUUUGUAAGAAACUACAUACAGUAACUAAAAGUUAAUGAAAAAAUUAAAAAAAUUACUUUUCCUAUAACAGUUUGGACAUCUAACCUUUUAUACUAACAACUCAAUUAAGCUCUUUCGAACAAUACGUAUUCUAAUUGGCUUCCAUAUUUAAGAGAAUUUACAAAUAGUAUCAAGUACUUCCCUUACUAUUAAGGUAAAGCUUAUAGAGGAAUUAAAAAAUUUACUUACUAAAAAUUUAAUUAUUAAAUUGGAAAAUAUGUUACUUGGAAAAACAUCAUAUCUUUAUCCAUAUCUGAGGAGCAAGCCAGAAAAUUUAGCAGUUAAGAAGGUGCUUUAUUUGAAGUUGACGUUAUAAGUGCUAAAUAGAUUUAUCCAGUUUCUAUUUUUAAAGAUGAGCAGGAAGUAUUGCUUUUACCUUUCUCAUGCUUUUUAGUUAAAUCGAUAAGCUAAUAAGAAAACGGUCCGAUGGUAAUUAAGAUGUAAGAAAUUUGUGUCCCUAGAUCUAUUUAAGUAGUUAUUUGGGUAGAUGACAAUCCUAUUAACAACUAUAAAAUCGCAAGCUAAAUAGAAAUAUAAAAUCCAAAUGUAAGUAUUGUAUUUUGUAAAACUACUUUAGAAGCAGACAGGAUUUUAAAUCAAUUCAAGUGGAUAGCACAUUUGGAACAAUCUGCAAUUAGGAUUAUCUCAGAUAUGGUUAGAAUUGAAGAAGAUGGCAAGACCAAUUAAAACGCAGGAUUAGAACUAGCAGAACUUUUCUUUAAACAAUUAAAAUACAACACAGAAAUCAUGAUUUUUUGUAGUAAUGUAGAAUAGGCAAAUAAAAAUUUAAAAGAAAAAAAUUUAUAAGAUGCCAGAAUAAUAAUAACGAGCUAAUAAGACAAAGUCAUAAAAUUUGCUUUAUUCUAAAGUUGA
Tetrahymena thermophila SB210 is the source of this 3429-nucleotide messenger RNA. Its product is annotated as polyubiquitin. The record is from RefSeq and is a predicted model, not a curated record. Gene Ontology annotation, molecular function: ubiquitin protein ligase binding; protein tag activity; NAD+-protein-arginine ADP-ribosyltransferase activity. Gene Ontology annotation, biological process: protein ubiquitination; intein-mediated protein splicing; modification-dependent protein catabolic process. Lineage: Eukaryota; Ciliophora; Oligohymenophorea; Hymenostomatida; Tetrahymenidae. The transcript has 2 exons. Gene Ontology annotation, cellular component: nucleus; cytoplasm.